Messenger RNA from Poecilia reticulata (guppy), 2509 nucleotides. RefSeq names its product TLC domain containing 3Bb (gene tlcd3bb). Gene Ontology annotation, molecular function: sphingosine N-acyltransferase activity. The record is from RefSeq and is a predicted model, not a curated record. Gene Ontology annotation, cellular component: membrane; endoplasmic reticulum. Gene Ontology annotation, biological process: ceramide biosynthetic process; lipid homeostasis. NCBI's taxonomy places the organism in Eukaryota, Metazoa, Chordata, Actinopteri, Cyprinodontiformes, Poeciliidae.
GGUAAACAGAUUAGGCCUCCAGUCCGUUCAACAUGUCUCUUGGUUCCUACAUAAAAACGCAGAUGUGUGACUGGUGCACGUUUCUCGUCAUCGACCUGUAGGAACUGGCUGCUGGCGCAGCAGUGUUGAGUCAACGCUGCAUCUGGGAGGCUGAGGCAGCAGCAGCAGCAGCAUCUCUGGUGUGAUGUGGAGAGACAGAGAGGGGAUGACAUAGAGACAGCAUCCGCUAACCAUACCGCUGCAUCUGAGCGCAGCUUCCUCUUUAAGUCGGGUUUAACGUGUUUCCGUUAGAUAACGCUGAGUGUUUGCGCCGCCUGGCUCUCGCAUCAGUUGCCAUCGGGCUAACCUCACGGAGAUUUUGAUCAAAGUUGCUGCUAGCUCGCGUUAGCUCGCCGCUACCCUUCAAACAUUCAAGCGGCCACAUAAAACAUGCGGAGCAUCGAGGCCGAGACCCCUGGGAUAUCUUUAAACGCUUCCCGCAGGACACGACCUUCGGCUGGACGCUGACUGGACUCUGCAGAGCCGCUGUAGAGGACAGAGAGCGACAGAUCUCAAGGACCAGAUUGUCUGCCGAACUUCUUGCCUCCUAAGACAGAUCGCCAGGGACCAUGCUGACCAUCUUGGCUGCUGGCUCUGUGUUCUUCCCAGGCCUUUUCCUUCUGUCCAAACAAUGCCUGAAGUCCAUCCCAGCACUGAGAUGGAGCGAAGGAGAUGCCGUCAUCGUAUCGGCCAGGUUGGUAUCAUCAAUUCAGGCAGUCAUGGCUUCUUCAGCUGGCUACAUCAUUGCAUCUUCCUGUAAGGACAUAAUUGAGGACCAGCACUGGCUCACAAGCACCUACAUCAUGUUUGCUGUCCCCUACUUCGUCUACGACAUCUACGCCAUGUUCAUGUGCUACUGGUACAAGCUGCGGGUGAAAGGUCACGAGGAGGCCUUGGCGGGCCCCCAACACAUGCGCUCAGCAGUGAGGAGCUACCUGCGUCGCGAGUUCCUCAUGGUGCUGCACCACGUCGUCAUGGUCACCGUCUGCUUCCCCGUGUCUGUGUUUUGGCGACAAGGAAAGGGCGACUAUUUCCAGGGCAUAAUGUUCAUGGCUGAGCUCAGCACUCCAUCCGUCUGCUUAGGAAAAAUACUCAUCCAGUACAAACAGCAACACACUCUGCUGCACAAAGUGAAUGGGGCUCUUAUGCUGGUCACUUUUUUCAUCUUUCGAGUCCUACUCUUCCCUUACCUCUACUACGUCUAUGGAAGGUACGCGUCGAUCCCCUUCCACAUGGUUCCCCUGAUGGUACCCUGGCACUGUAACGUCGGCGCCGCCCUGCUCAUGGCGCCCCAGCUCUACUGGUUCUCCCUCAUCUGCCGGGGCGCUCUGCGAUUAUUCACCGGCGCGUCGCGCUCCCAGCGGCCACGCGCGCCCUCCGCCGACGCCAAGGAGCACCCGGCGGACGGCAACGCGCCGCCGCAGCCCGCUAACGGCUACAGCCCUCGCUCCACAGAGCCAGAGCUGACCACCCACUGAGAGGAGGAGGAAAGAGGAGGAGGAGGAGCAGCGGCGGCGUGGGGGGGGGCGAAGGCGAAUGUACCAAUGAGUAUGUAAACAGGAAGGAGAGCAAAAAGUAAGACUUCUAAAAUCACGCUGAAGUGUUUCAGAGCCAGCAAACGGCUAAAACGAAGCGGUGGCUGACCUUCAAGUACUUCAGCUUGGUAGUUUGUAGGAACCAAAUGGAGCUUUAGGGCACCUUAGUAUUUAAGAUGUCAUCAGGCACUGUGAAGGAUAGGAACAUGCACUGACCCGGGAGGAACCUGCCUGGAUAUUUAGCAAGUGUAGGUGGCCAUUUCCCCUCAUGUAGAUCAAAUACAGUCCUCGCUGCCUCGUAAUAUAGGAAGAGCAGGAAAAUAGGAAUGUAUUAUAUUGUAUGUUAGUAUGUUUGCUGUAGAUGAAAGGCCUGAUUCAGUUUAGUAACGAAGAAGACCUUCAAAAAAUAACAAAAGGAGAAAAAAAAACAGCUAAGCAGUAUUUUGACUUGUUAGUGUUUAUCUGUAUCCUCUAUGUAGUCACUGUCACUCUAACAAAAUGUAACCAACCUGCAGACUGACUCGUCUUUAAAGGGAGAUACGUCAUUAUACUGUAUUCUGCUGCCUUACCCCCCCCCCCGCCCCCACAUUCUUCCAGGUUCAUUUGCGAUUUUAGUUUAGUCUUUGAGACGGAAAACAGGCUUUCGUCAGACAGCAAAAUGUGACGGUUGUACAUAGCAGAUGUAAAAUGGUCUUUUCCAUGUCAGUAUUAUGUGAAGAAGGAAAGGAUUUAAUUAAAUUAAUUUAUUUAUUUUAUUUGGCUGCAUGUUAGCGCUGUUGUAGUGAGAAAAAAUGGGAUGGGAACUCUGCUCAGAUAAAGAUUAAAACUAAUACAUCAAGAAAGUCGUAAUAACUGGGAAAUAUUCAUGUUUUAUAUUCAAACAAAAUGUUAUGAAACAAAAAUCCUUAUCCCUAAAAGAAAGAAAAUAAACUUAU